Molecule: messenger RNA, 312 nt
Organism: Mytilinidion resinicola
Lineage: Eukaryota; Fungi; Ascomycota; Dothideomycetes; Mytilinidiales; Mytilinidiaceae
Exons: 2
Cellular component (GO): membrane
Source: RefSeq, a predicted model, not a curated record
AGAUUGGUGGAAGAGGGGGCGCCGGAAGGGUGGCGGAAGGUGUUGUGGGCCAAUAUCGCGAGCAGUGCGCCAAACUGGUUGCUUGGAUAUGUCCGCUGUAUUUAUCGGGUCGUCGAGUUUGCGCUUGGGAUUGAUGGGCACCCGUUUGCGCACGAGUGGUUAUUCUAUGUGUUUGAGCAGCUGCCGAUGUUGCUGGCCAUCUCAGUCUUUUGCGUCUAUCAUUCGGCAAAGUACUUAGGGAGGAAGGGGGGGUUGCAGAAGCAGUUGAGCAAGAAGUUGAAGUUGGCUUGCUGCCAGGUUAGCAAACAAUAA